Molecule: messenger RNA, 669 nt
Organism: Danaus chrysippus (African queen)
Lineage: Eukaryota; Metazoa; Arthropoda; Insecta; Lepidoptera; Nymphalidae
Source: the annotation of a GenBank genome assembly
CUGCCUGGUGGUAAAUUAAAAAUUAAAGGUGAUCAGAGUGGGGACGAGGGUGUGGAAGUAGAACUUCCUCCAAUCACAGGACAAUUAGCAGAAUGGGGCACAUUAACAAAAACUUUAGCUGAGACUUUUAGCCGAGUUGCAAGCAGAUCUGAAGAUCUCCGUCGUUACCAAUCAGUGAUACUCAGCAGUCUCGGUAUUUCCGAGGUUUCCUGGUGUCAACCCUGGAGUGCCCAGGAGUGUUAUUCUCAUUCUGACCGAGCUGAAUACUUUUUAGACCUGUCCUUACCUGUGGCUGCAUUUCGUCCGCAGCCACCAGCUAUCGUCCGUAGGAAAACUAACGAGGAAAACAAUACUAAUACACAAGAAGAGAAGCCGUCUAAACAUCAGUUGAAGAAAGAGAGAUAUGCUAAUCGAAGAGUUGCCAGAAAGAGUCAUAAAGAAUCGGAUGCUGAUGUUGAAGAUAAUUUGGAAGAUCAGCCUCGACAGACGGACACGUCGACAUCCGUCGGCACGCAGGCCGUCGCACACACGGCCGCCAACUUCGCAGCCUACCACAUGGAGUCAGGUUACAACUCGAGAAAGUCAUCAGCUCAGACUCGAUCCGCACCAGUCCUGUGGAUUUGGAUAAGAAAAAACAGACAACACACCGGAGACGACGGACAAAGAUAA